Molecule: messenger RNA, 3228 nt
Organism: Phialemonium atrogriseum
Lineage: Eukaryota; Fungi; Ascomycota; Sordariomycetes; Cephalothecales; Cephalothecaceae
Product: glucans biosynthesis glucosyltransferase H
Exons: 4
Coding region: 195-3104 (969 amino acids)
Source: RefSeq, a predicted model, not a curated record
CAACUUCUCGUUCCCAUCCCAUGUACACACCUACUGUCCGGCUUCCCAAGCCAUGAAAGACACGCUUCAAAACAUUGUAUUCUCGACACUCGCUCUCCGCCAGCUUAUCACGAUCAAUAAGGUUCUCUCUUGCGAUAGAUAGCGGGAGGAGGCUACUCUAAGGGGCCUGCCAGGGCCUAUCGGCAACCUUCAUAAUGAAGGCGUUCAAGUCGUACUUCACGCCAGUCUCUAAACAUGACGAGAAUUCGCAGCAGCCGGAAGAGCAUUCGAUGGUGGAGAGGAAGGCAAGAGGAACGAAGGCAAACCCGCCCGUCGCUUCCCCUGAGCCACCACGGAAUCUGGUUUCGCACAACAGCCCACAGCAGGCACCGGUGAUAGCAAGCUCGCUCACUUCGCAUCCUCCUUCACAGUCUGGCCUCCAGCCUCUUUCUUCUGUACCACAGUCUCUCAGAUCAUUCAACGGGUCUCGACCACAACUGCACGGGCGGAACCACUCGGCCACCAACUCCUAUGCCGGAUCAAUCCCAGGACGCAAGAGCCCAUCCUCGCCCCGACCGACGUCCUCGCGACAUUCCCUAUUUCCAGCUGGCGACCGCCGGAACUCGGACUAUUCUCUAAUGGAUAUCAAGAAUGACAUGAUGGUGAACUGGCUCUACGAGCAGCAGCUCCGCAAGCAGUACGCCUCGGGUACGUACGCCUUUGAGGGUGUCGUCCUCAAGAAAGCCCGGGGCAACUUCACCUGCUGUCCCGCCGAGAUGAGCUCCAUCCCGGGCUCGCUGUACACCAUGGUGGCUCGGAUGAAUGUCCGCUGCGCAAUGACCGUCAACACGCCUGUCGUGCGGGCGAUUCUCGGGUCUCUUCGCCGCAAGGAGGCGGGGAUCGACUACGUACCUCUCGCCGAAGGACUGCGCGUCCAGAUCCUUCAAACCAUGGCAGACCUUCCAAGGUGUCAGUUGCAUCAGUUCGCUGCAUUCAUCGAGGAUGUCAGCAUGCUGAUCGUGUGGGACGACGAGCCCGAAAAGUUGCUGGGCCGGGCGCAAAAUCUGGAGAUGCGUUUUAUGGAGAUCAUUUGGGGCCGUGAUGGUGAAGGAGAGGAGGAGGCGCAGGAUGAGAAGGCUCAAGCCGCUGCCACCACGAAUGAGAUUGACGCGAAUCAACUGGAGGAAGCAUUGGCUCGGGAGCAUAGGCCCGUCCGACUGGAAAGUGCCACGGUGGUUGCUCUGACCCUGGCAAUCUGCUUGGUAUGCAUUGGCCUGGGCUGGAGGUGGCUGGCACUAGAGGUCAUGGUCGACGGCGACUACAAGAGACUGGCAUUGAUAGCGGCCGCGCCGGUUCAGAUGUUCGCAAGCUUGUUCUUCUUCCAGGCUCUCAUCGGCAAUCUGUUUCAGAUCUUCGGGCCCAUCUCCGCUGUCACCGCCAAUAGCAAGUACUACUCGGGCAAGGCUCCGCGCCGGCUCAACCGCGACAUCCACACUCUCCCGCACGUCACGAUUCAGAUGCCCGUGUACAAAGAAGGGCUCAACGCCGUCAUCCGGCCGACGGUAGUGUCUCUCAAGACCGCGAUCAGCACCUACGAGAUGCAGGGCGGCACCGCGAACAUCUUCGUCAACGACGACGGCAUGCAGCUGCUCAAGGACGAGGAGGCCCAGGCGCGCCGGGACUUCUACGACGAGCACAACAUCGGCUGGGUGGCACGGCCCGCCCACUGCCCGAAGCCGGACAGCGAGAAGGGCGAGAAGUACUUCCUCCGCCGCGGCAAGUUCAAGAAGGCCAGCAACAUGAACUACGCACUGCACGUCAGCAACAGGGUCGAGGACAUGCUUGCUCGCAUUGAACGCCCCCAAGGCUGGACCCAGGAUCAAGAGUCCAGCACUUACCAACAGUGUCUGGCGGCGGCGUUGGACGAGGAUGAGGGAAGAACCUGGGCGGAUGGGAACAUUCGUGUGGGCGACUAUAUCCUGAUCAUCGAUUCGGAUACGCGGGUGCCCCAUGACUGUCUGCUCGAUGCUGUCAGCGAGAUGGAACAAAGCCCAGAGGUUGCCAUCAUGCAGUACACGUCGGGCGUCAUGAACGUGACGACAUCGUUUUUCGAAAACGGCGUGACUUGGUUCACCCGGUUGAUCUACACUGCCAUCACCUUCGCUGUCGCCUCGGGUGAUGCCUGUCCGUUCGUCGGCCACAACGCCAUCCUGCGGUGGCGAGCCCUCCAGGAUGCCGCGUCGUACUUUGACGAGGACGGCUACGAGAAGUUCUGGUCGGAAAGCCACGUCUCCGAGGACUUCGACAUGGCGCUCCGCCUCCAGGUGGCGGGAUAUUCGCUCCGGUACUCGACCUACACCGGCAGCGGGUUCAAGGAAGGCGUCAGCUUGACCGUCUACGACGAGCUGGCCCGGUGGCAGAAGUACGCCUACGGGUGCAACGAGCUCAUCUUCCACCCGUUGCGGUUGUGGCCCGUACGCGGCCCGUUCACACCCCUCUUCCGAAAGUUCAUCUUCUCGUCCAUCCCCUUUCCCAAGAAGGUAACCAUCUGCGCCUACAUCGGGACGUACUACGCCAUCUCGGCGGCGUGGAGCCUGUCGAUCGCCAACUACUUCAUCACGGGCUGGUACUACGGGCUGUACGACAAAUACUACCUUGACUCGUUUGCCAUCUACAUUUCCAUCAUCGUUGUGUUUACUGGCCUCGGGAACGUCGCGUUGGCGGUGCUCCGGUACCGACUGAGCGAACAGUCCCUCCUGGGAUCUUUCUUCGAGAACCUCAAAUGGAUACCCAUGUUCACCAUCUUCCUGGGCGGCAUCUCGAUCCACCUCAGCCAGGCGAUCGUGUGCCACUUCUUCGAGAUCGACAUGUCGUGGAGCGCGACGUCCAAGGAGCUUGAGGAGGUCAACUUCGGCAAGGAGGCGCUCCAGAUCCUGCGCAAGUUCAAGUGGACCUUCCUCUUCUGCUUCUCGUGCACCGCCCUCAUGGUCUGCGGCUACUUUGCCUUCCCCUACAACUGGCGCAUCACCACCUUCUUCUCCAUCUACCCGCUCGCUUCCAUCGUCAUCUCGCACUUUGCCCUCCCGCUGCUGCUGAACCCGGCGCUGAUGAUGUUUACGUGGUGAUUUUGGGUUGGGGGUUCGACAACUGGGGGGUGUCUUACGGCAUAACGAGUAAUUCUGUUAUAAUAUUUCAAGUGUUUGUAUUGGAGUUCGACGGGGAUUGACUGACUGACUAACUACAUCACAA